GCAGUUCUUAGUUAGAUUAAUAUGUUAUAAUGGAAAUUCUGCACACAUAAUUCAUCAUUUUUUCAUCAUUUUAUUUCCCAAUAAAAUCUACAUUUUACAGUUGGACUGGCCCGCGAAUAGCUAUGCUAGUCUAGUCUUUAUAAAGAUAAAACUAAAUUUGAGAUAAUCGAUUUAUUGAAAGAAACGCAGCUUAUUUGCUCCCUUUUUCAGGUAUCGGUUGACCAACGCGUUUUUCAUGCAUGGAGAAGAAGAAUCAUUGCCCAUUGCAGUUCGUGCAGUUCUUAGUUAGAUUAAUAUGUUAUAAUGGAAAUUCUGCACACAUAAUUCAUCAUUUUUUCAUCAUUUUAUUUCCCAAUAAAAUCUACAUUUUACAGUUGGACUGGCCCGCGAAUAGCUAUGCUAGUCUAGUCUUUAUAAAGAUAAAACUAAAUUUGAGAUAAUCGAUUUAUUGAAAGAAACGCAGCUUAUUUGCUCCCUUUUUCAGGUAUCGGUUGACCAACGCGUUUUUCAUGCAUGGAGAAGAAGAAUCAUUGCCCAUUGCAGUUCGUGCAGUUCUUAGUUAGAUUAAUAUGUUAUAAUGGAAAUUCUGCACACAUAAUUCAUCAUUUUUUCAUCAUUUUAUUUCCCAAUAAAAUCUACAUUUUACAGUUGGACUGGCCCGCGAAUAGCUAUGCUAGUCUAGUCUUUAUAAAGAUAAAACUAAAUUUGAGAUAAUCGAUUUAUUGAAAGAAACGCAGCUUAUUUGCUCCCUUUUUCAGGUAUCGGUUGACCAACGCGUUUUUCAUGCAUGGAGAAGAAGAAUCAUUGCCCAUUGCAGUUCGUGCAGUUCUUAGUUAGAUUAAUAUGUUAUAAUGGAAAUUCUGCACACAUAAUUCAUCAUUUUUUCAUCAUUUUAUUUCCCAAUAAAAUCUACAUUUUACAGUUGGACUGGCCCGCGAAUAGCUAUGCUAGUCUAGUCUUUAUAAAGAUAAAACUAAAUUUGAGAUAAUCGAUUUAUUGAAAGAAACGCAGCUUAUUUGCUCCCUUUUUCAGGUAUCGGUUGACCAACGCGUUUUUCAUGCAUGGAGAAGAAGAAUCAUUGCCCAUUGCAGUUCGUGCAGUUCUUAGUUAGAUUAAUAUGUUAUAAUGGAAAUUCUGCACACAUAAUUCAUCAUUUUUUCAUCAUUUUAUUUCCCAAUAAAAUCUACAUUUUACAGUUGGACUGGCCCGCGAAUAGCUAUGCUAGUCUAGUCUUUAUAAAGAUAAAACUAAAUUUGAGAUAAUCGAUUUAUUGAAAGAAACGCAGCUUAUUUGCUCCCUUUUUCAGGUAUCGGUUGACCAACGCGUUUUUCAUGCAUGGAGAAGAAGAAUCAUUGCCCAUUGCAGUUCGUGCAGUUCUUAGUUAGAUUAAUAUGUUAUAAUGGAAAUUCUGCACACAUAAUUCAUCAUUUUUUCAUCAUUUUAUUUCCCAAUAAAAUCUACAUUUUACAGUUGGACUGGCCCGCGAAUAGCUAUGCUAGUCUAGUCUUUAUAAAGAUAAAACUAAAUUUGAGAUAAUCGAUUUAUUGAAAGAAACGCAGCUUAUUUGCUCCCUUUUUCAGGUAUCGGUUGACCAACGCGUUUUUCAUGCAUGGAGAAGAAGAAUCAUUGCCCAUUGCAGUUCGUGCAGUUCUUAGUUAGAUUAAUAUGUUAUAAUGGAAAUUCUGCACACAUAAUUCAUCAUUUUUUCAUCAUUUUAUUUCCCAAUAAAAUCUACAUUUUACAGUUGGACUGGCCCGCGAAUAGCUAUGCUAGUCUAGUCUUUAUAAAGAUAAAACUAAAUUUGAGAUAAUCGAUUUAUUGAAAGAAACGCAGCUUAUUUGCUCCCUUUUUCAGGUAUCGGUUGACCAACGCGUUUUUCAUGCAUGGAGAAGAAGAAUCAUUGCCCAUUGCAGUUCGUGCAGUUCUUAGUUAGAUUAAUAUGUUAUAAUGGAAAUUCUGCACACAUAAUUCAUCAUUUUUUCAUCAUUUUAUUUCCCAAUAAAAUCUACAUUUUACAGUUGGACUGGCCCGCGAAUAGCUAUGCUAGUCUAGUCUUUAUAAAGAUAAAACUAAAUUUGAGAUAAUCGAUUUAUUGAAAGAAACGCAGCUUAUUUGCUCCCUUUUUCAGGUAUCGGUUGACCAACGCGUUUUUCAUGCAUGGAGAAGAAGAAUCAUUGCCCAUUGCAGUUCGUGCAGUUCUUAGUUAGAUUAAUAUGUUAUAAUGGAAAUUCUGCACACAUAAUUCAUCAUUUUUUCAUCAUUUUAUUUCCCAAUAAAAUCUACAUUUUACAGUUGGACUGGCCCGCGAAUAGCUAUGCUAGUCUAGUCUUUAUAAAGAUAAAACUAAAUUUGAGAUAAUCGAUUUAUUGAAAGAAACGCAGCUUAUUUGCUCCCUUUUUCAGGUAUCGGUUGACCAACGCGUUUUUCAUGCAUGGAGAAGAAGAAUCAUUGCCCAUUGCAGUUCGUGCAGUUCUUAGUUAGAUUAAUAUGUUAUAAUGGAAAUUCUGCACACAUAAUUCAUCAUUUUUUCAUCAUUUUAUUUCCCAAUAAAAUCUACAUUUUACAGUUGGACUGGCCCGCGAAUAGCUAUGCUAGUCUAGUCUUUAUAAAGAUAAAACUAAAUUUGAGAUAAUCGAUUUAUUGAAAGAAACGCAGCUUAUUUGCUCCCUUUUUCAGGUAUCGGUUGACCAACGCGUUUUUCAUGCAUGGAGCUAAAAUCCGGUGUGGGGAUAUCUUUCACUGGUGCGGGCGACCAAUAGAUGACCAAUUCAGAAGGGUUGGUGAUACGGACGACGAGGUAACACUCCAAGAUCUCGAAGACAUAUCACCCGUAUUUAUCAGCAACAUUACAGCUAACGACUGGCAGAUUGCCGGUGGAGACGACCACGUUUAUCAGCUGAUAACAUUCUCGUCAGAAGGAGUCAAAGUUAUAGGCACCGGUGUAGAAAAUGGGGAAAUUCUAGCACGUUAUUUUGCAGGCCGUUUCCAUCCACACCUCAUGAAGUUGUCUGUAGCAAUGGCCGUAUCUGGAGCAGCUGUAAGCUUUGAUAAGGAAGGAUGCCAGAGUCGCCUAGAUACGGUAUUGGACCUGUUUGCUUUGAUGGGAAUUCAGAUGGGAGAGGAGAUCGUGUGCGAUGAGUGUCCAGAGGCUGAAAUAGGCUGGAAGGAGAAGAUUACACGAAUCCUGGUUGAAAUCUCAUGUAUUACUCCUCUGAUUGCCUUACCAUUUGUCUACUGGUUGGGAAACAGCAAAGAAUGGGUGGUAUACUUAGUGCUCCUCCACAUGGCGGUAGCUGUAUUGUUAGCUAGUCUAGCUGUGCUCAAUACUGGGUCUAUCCAGCCAGGAAAAAUGGAACGUUUUGUCAGAUGGUGUGUCACCCACAUUUUCUUUGUUCGCUUCUUUCGUGGCUUUUUAAACAUCAAUAAUGUGGGCACGAAUUCUCCACCAGUACUGCGACUCAGUGACGGAGGGCAUUUUGAGAACCUUGCCUUACUUCCACUGCUUGACAAAAAGUUACAGAAAAUUGUUAUAUUUGAUGGUUCCUGUAACCCUGGUGGCGACAAGUAUGCCGAUUCGUUAAUCCACGCUUUAAAGAUGGCAAGGGAAAAACUCCACUGCUCUUUUACAGGAAUAAGUGGCAGGGAUAUCAACGAAGAUAUCAGAGUGCACUUCCUGAAGAUGAAGUCACAUCAAAGACCAAGAAGUUAUAGGUUCCGAGUUCAUUACUAUGACGAGGAAGAUAACCAAAUAGGCGAAGGAGAGAUACUAUUUGUUGCACCAAGACACCCAUCUGAGAGCAUUCCAUUAAGAAGAAUCGUCACCGAGCAACCAAAACUUUGGACAUCGUUUGGCGUCGAACUAGAUGAUCCCGACCACAAAAAGUGGGGGAAAAGCCCGGAGAUUGCUGAACAGGAAGCCGACAGACUAACUGGCUGCUGCUGUCUUUGUUGCGAUAGAAACAGUUGCCAAUAUAUUUCUUCAUUUUCUCUCGGUAGAUUUCCUCAUCACAUCACAGCUUGUCAGUUCUUUACUCCUGACACCUUCAGUGCAUAUCAUCGUGAAGGCUACGCAGCUUGUGUUGAAGCUGAUGUAUUGGCAUUUUUUAAGACCCAACAAGGCUAUUAGAACUAGUUACGGCAAAUAUAACUUGCACUUUUGUAGUCUUCAGUUCUAUUUGGAGUAAUCUGAAUGAAGAAUUAAAAAGUCUGAGCGAUCUCUAAGCAAGCAAUAACAAAAAAAUUUCUUGAGUAUUUAUGUUUAAAGCCGACUUUUAUUUAAUGUUUUCUAAAGCACAUAGAUACAAAUACUGCUUCUAUCAUUAUCUAGUUCAUUUUUCUCGUUUCUUUUUUCAUUUAUCCACUUAUUUAAUGUUUUUUGUCUUGAGCUUUACAACGUACUCUGAUAAAGUUUGUAAAUUUGUGUGACUACACAGCUCGUUUACUAUCUGCUAUUCUGAGUAGUUUUUUGCCUUAUUAAUUUUACUCACUGCUUCACUUAUUCUACAUUCUGUGGCAAAUAAAUGGUUGGUUGUUGCUAUU
Molecule: messenger RNA, 4539 nt
Organism: Orbicella faveolata
Lineage: Eukaryota; Metazoa; Cnidaria; Anthozoa; Scleractinia; Merulinidae
Biological process (GO): glycerophospholipid catabolic process
Cellular component (GO): cytosol
Molecular function (GO): calcium ion binding; calcium-dependent phospholipid binding
Source: RefSeq, a predicted model, not a curated record